Salvelinus sp. IW2-2015 is the source of this 4529-nucleotide messenger RNA. RefSeq names its product proline rich transmembrane protein 4b (gene prrt4b). The record is from RefSeq and is a predicted model, not a curated record. Lineage: Eukaryota; Metazoa; Chordata; Actinopteri; Salmoniformes; Salmonidae.
GAAGUUGCAUACCAACAUGCAAGCAAUGUACCACCCGACACGACGUAUUCUCAUUUUGACACGUCUUUAUCAUCCAAACUGCAUUUUAGUACCAUAAAGACCACAUUUUGGGACCAUUUGACAAAUGCCUGGGUUGUAGAAUACAAUAUUCAAAAGCAUCCUUAUUUUACUCAAAUCCAACCCACACAGUCCACUUCACACCACUAUCACAGACAGACGUUUCACAGUCACAAGGUACUCUACAUCUAUCAGCCUACAAAUCAUGCAGCUCUGUAACUGCUAGUACCUCCCUGUAUACCUGGAUAUCCUGCUCGUUUGUCCCCGUCUCUGUAGCCCAAUAAGGAGCCUGGGGGAGGACGGCUCAUAAUAAUAAUGUCUGGAACGGAGCRAACGGAAUGAUACCAUUCCAUUGAUUCUGCUCCAGCCAUUACCMCGAGCCUGUCCUCCCCAAUCAAGGUGCCACCAACCUCCUGUAGAUUAUAUCUGAUAGGGCUGGGCUUGAAUGACUGAUGAGGCUGUGUGUCUGUGUCUGGAUACAAGAUGUAAUUCGGCCUGUUUCUCUCUGUUUUCACCUCUUCUAUAGGAGGAGUGAGGAGCAGCAUGGAAAUAAAUGGGUACGCACUGGUCUGUUUGAUGUCCUAGCUGAUCUGUUUUACUGAAGUGGCAUUGAUUGAGGAUAAUGCUUUGGCUAAUGGCUAUUAUGGACGUCAUGUAAGAUGUUGGCUGGCGAAGUCUGUAAAGCUCKCUUUGAAAAGGAAGAGCCUAAAACCGUGCGAGGGAAACCGUCGCUGGUGCCCRUCCGUGAUGCAKUUGUUUGUGUGUAAUGACUACUAGGUACACAUCCAAGUCAUCUUCCAUGCAUUGAUCUUACCAGUAGCCUUUAUAAACAUAUACGUUUAACAGUGCAGAUGAGUCUUGCAGCCAAGCCAGAGUUCAUACAUACACGCAUGGAMAAUUUWAAAAGGGACACUCCCAGUCUGUCCCRAACCAAGCCACAAACAGCCAUUUCCUCCCACGGUGCMCUAUAUAACAUUUAUAAUACAAUCAUCGUCAGCCAUGUUUGUAUGGAAACAACAGAUGUUCACUGGCUGCUUAUGUCAUAGAAARAAGGAACCAGCUCUGUGGUCUUCUGGCCCCACUGAUCUGCCCUUUUCUCUUCCCMCCUUUCUAGGCCCAGUCCGGUUGGAAGUUGCCUCMUURCAGCYUCUGCCUUUUAUACAUGCUUUCGCAGACUUGGCCCUCAGCCCAUUGGUGUCUAGGCUCGAAUGUUGAGUAAACGUUGUGUAUUCUCAUGUGUGCCUGUUUAGGAUGGACUCUCUUGGGUGUUGCCCUCUGCUGGUAAAUUGUAUUACUAUGCUGUUAUCAGAAAACAGCAUCCUGAGGACAGAUGUGGCUGUGCAGCAUUGCGCUGUAUAGACGCUGCUGCAUAUGGUAUUGAUCUAUAUUUUGGACGGUCAGAUGGCCACAGGUAGAUUUCACAUGUCAAACCUCAUGACAAAUUGUUUUUUUAGGAAGCGAUCAACAUUUUAUGGAAUCGAAAUUGAAAUUCGAUAUUUUCCCAUGUUUUUUUCAGGUAAUCUUCCUGAUCCUGAAGACUGGCUGUCCGACCCAACGGGCAGUGAAGYCACCUACCUCCCAGACUGCAAUCAGGAACGUUCGGGAAUCUGCAACAUCUCCGACACCUGGGCGCCGCCUACCACCUCUGACGUCCUCCCCACUGUCAACACCCCCUCCACCAACCAAUCAAAUAACCCCUUCCUGAUUCUGGCCCGGCCCAUGUUCGUAUCCCUGCAUUCUGAUUGGAACAGCGCCAUGGCCGCCUGGGGGUUAGCCUGGGAUGCACACGUGUACGGUCUGGGCUCCAUCUUCGCCAUGGUGACCCUGGCCUCGGCACUCAACCUGCUGUGCCUGCCCCUGCGCUGCCCUUCCGGCUGUGGCUACUUCGCCCUGGUCAGCGUCUUCCUCCUGGCUGCAGGGUGUACCAGGGCUUUCUCCCUCCUCUACGAUGCCUACGGCCACCAGGACCGGCUGCCCUCCACCGAGGCCUCCCUGCUGCUCUAUGAAGCCCCAUUCCCCUGCCUGACUGCAGCCUUCGGCCUGGUCUUCCUGCUCCUCUCCAUGCGCUCCAGGAUGCAGCUAUCCUACUCAGCCUUCCAGAGACCCUGUUUCCUGGCCUGUCUGGUGUUGCUGCACUUCGCAGCAGCUUUCGGUCCCRUCGCACUGCUGAGGCUCUACCARAGGAGGGYGCCCUUCUGCCUCUUCAUCUCGCUCAUCUCCCGGGGAGCGUUUGUGGCGCUGGUUUCUUUUCUAUCGGUCGCCUAUUUUGUGUUCUUCUGCUACGUACGGGCGGACUCAAAGCACAUUUACCACCUGAAUAACACYUCGCCCACGCCAGCUGAGCGAUACAACCGCUGUCCAUUCGCAGAGAGCAGGGACUGGGACCGUGCGGCUGSRACAGUGUGCCUUUCGGCUCUGUUCUGCCUGGCAUGCGCCGGGCUGCAGCUGUACGCCAUGCUCCACUCKCUGGGGCUCGCCGGAGGAGCAGAUGUGUUCCGCCCCUGGCCUUGGUGGACCUUCCAGCUCAGCUGCAGGGUUUGUGAGGCCGGAGUUUGUCUCACCCUAGCCCUGGUGGUGGCCCAGCCAAUCUACUGCUCUGACCACCUUCCCCAGCCUGGAAGCUGCUGGACGGAGCUGCUGGCGAUCAAGUCGCCCAUUAUGCCGGGAACCUACCAGUGGACCCUGAGCCAGCAGGAGAAGCUGGCCAUCUGCGACAUUGGGCACGGGGAGACAGAGUGCCUGCCCCUCUACACRCUGGUGGAUGAAAGGCUAGGCAGCAGCUUGAACGGCCUGGACCUCCUGUACCACAGCAACCGGGCCUUGGCUUACAGAGACCUGGACCUGAAUUUGGAUCUGCCUGGCUCCAGCAAGCCCGAGGACAGGGGUGGUGGAGAGGCGUCCGGGGGUUCCUCCUUCACCAGCGACUCCACGGCUGACCUGCGGCCGCCAUCGCCCAUCAACCUGCGCCGUAGUAUUGACGAGGCACUCUUCAGCGAGGACCUCUUUCCCAUAAGCCUCUUCAGACCGUCCAUACCCUUUUGCUGCAGUGACCUGUCACUCAACAUCCCCUACUCCACGUCCACCCUGCCCAAUGGUGGCCAGGUGCUUCGAGAGACCCUCUCAGCCGAUCCAGGCCUGUACCGGACGACCUCCUGCGUGGAGAUGGUCCCUCCGCCCCCAACCCCUCUACCAAACCAACCUAUGGCGGGAGACACCAUCCUGGGUGCUCCACCAUCUCCCUCCCUGUCCUCCAACUCCAGCUGCUCUUCCCCAGAACGCUGGAGGGGAAGUUCCUCCUCCUGCUCCCUGUACAGACCCUCACUASGGGGGUCCUCUCUGGUCCUCUGUUCCAGCCCAGAGGGGCACGCCCAAYCCCCAUCCCUAGGCGKYAGCUCAAGCCGCAUUACAGCCUCCAGYCACCAGGGCUCACACAUGCAGAGACACUAUCGCACACUGGGGUCAGCCUCACAGGAGAGUCUUGACCUAGAGUCUGAAGCGGACCGGUCCGUACAAGAGGAGUUCAUCAAUGUCUGCAGACAGAUUGAUGCGAUGAGCAUCUGCAGUGAGACAAUUGACCUGUAGGCAGAGCUCUCAACAGUCAAGGGCUAAAGACUGAGGACUGGACUGAAAUAAGGUGUUGUGAAGAAGGAUUCAAGAUGGCGUCACAAUCUGUAAGGAGCAACGAGCUAGGCUUCAUUGUCAAGAAAGGUAAAAUAGUGCCAAAUGUUUGAGUAAAUGAACUGAAGGUUUGUUUGAGAAUGUUGACAAGAGUCUUUUAAGUGGCACAGAAUGCCACAUGCCAAGGAGAAAUUUGUGACAUUUUUUCCCCAUUUGCUAUUGGAUGAUGAAGUUUGAUACGUUAAUAAAAGUUGCGUUUUCCUGUACAUUUCAAGAGGGGAACAGGAAAGCAAAAUACAUUUGUACAAAACGUUUUGCAUUCAAAUAAAUAAUACUGUGAUUGAAAUAAGCACUUAAUAAACGACUACUGAAAUCUUAUUUUAACAUUUUAGCAUACUCUUAUCCAGAUUGUGAGUGCAUACUUUUUCUUCUUCUCCAUACUGGUCCCCCGUGGGAAUCAAACCCUGGUGUUGCAAGCACCAUGYUCUACCAACUGAGCUACACGGGACUUAUAAAACAAAUGUACUUYACAUUUUCAUAGAGUAAGAUUGUUAUUCAAUGCCAAGUUGUUUCAAUUCAGUAAAAUAUAUUGUUUGUGAGCCUCUACAUCAAGAWUUAGACAUGUUAGAGAUGUGCUUUAAGAUCCAUCCAAUAAAGGAAAGCUUGAUUUGAACUAACAGCAACAUUGUAGUGGAGCAGCAGUGAACUAUACUGGUAGRAUAGCGCCGAUACUAUUGUGCUUUAACUUCUGACUGACACACAGUACAUUUUAUAUGAGCCGCUUAAUAUUUUAUUAAUGUUUAAAAAAACUUUACUCAAAACAUGRUUAAAUAAAGAGAAAUGUCAACAUUUAA